UUUCAUUUCCUUUUCCGAUUCUAUUAGUAUACUUCGAAGUGUACGCAUGUCGAAGACACUUUCCGCUCGUACGUUCAUAAAUCGGCAGCGAUUUUUUCUGAUUCAAUCACAAAACGUAUCCACGCGCGUGCCUCGACUUCGCGGCUAUAUUCACGAAAUUUUCACACGAGGUUGAAUGUGAUGUCCCCAUAUCGCGAGAUAUCGCAUUAUAUGCAAAUAAGAGAUAAGACCUGCGACCUCGUGAAGGCAAGCAACUACUAGCGCUUCGAACAAGAAACGAUGCUUAUUGUCAGUAAGUUUGGUGCACGGCUACGAAACGCCGGAAGAAAAUUACUUUUGUGUCGUGACGAAAAUUCCGCCAAACGCAAAAAUGUCAGAUCGGCGCAUUUUACGUAUUUCCCGAGCGAAAGACCGAAUGACACCGGUAAGACUCAAAAGCUGAAUAUGUAUCAAGCUAUAAAUCACGCCCUUACUCUUGCAUUGGAAAACGAUCCACGUUCAGUGAUAUUUGGCGAAGAUGUUGCAUUCGGAGGUGUCUUUCGUUGCACGAUGGAUUUGAAGAAACGUUUUGGCGAUGAUCGUGUCUUUAAUACGCCUCUUUGCGAGCAAGGAAUUGCCGGUUUUGGAAUUGGUUUAGCCAACGCCGGAAUAUCGGCAAUUGCCGAAAUACAAUUUGCAGAUUACAUAUUCCCUGCAUUCGAUCAGUUAGUAAACGAAGCGGCUAAGAUGAGAUACCGAAGUGGCAGUAUGUUUGACUGCGGCAAACUUACGGUUCGUGCACCUUGCGGAGCAGUUGGCCAUGGUGCUCUUUAUCAUUCUCAAAGUCCAGAAGCAUAUUUCGCCCAUACUCCCGGCUUGAAGAUCGUUGUACCUCGCGGAGCAACGCAUGCAAAAGGUCUAUUGUUGAGCUGCAUAGACGAGCCAGAUCCUUGCAUUAUAUUUGAACCGAAAAUCCUAUAUCGCAUAGCGGUCGACGAAGUGCCCGUAGAAUAUUACAAGAUCGAAAUCGGCAAGGCUGAAGUUGUGAGAGAAGGUAAUGCCGUGACACUCGUAGGCUGGGGCACUCAGGUGCACGUGCUGUUGGAAGUGGCCGAUCUAGUCCGGGAGAAGCUCGACGUAUCCUGCGAGGUGAUAGACCUCAUUUCCAUUCUACCUUGGGACGCGGAACUCGUGUGCAAGUCGGCGAGGAAAACCGGGCGUGUAAUUAUCGCCCACGAAGCGCCGAUGACAAACGGAUUUGGGGCAGAAAUAGCUGCAACUGUGCAGGCGGAAUGCUUCUUGUAUUUGGAGUCGCCGAUUAAAAGGAUUACAGGAUGGGACUGUCCCUUUUCACAUAUCCAUGAGCCGUUUUACUUACCGAAUAAGUGGCGUUGCUUUGAGGCUGUCCGAGAUAUCCUGAAGUACUGAGAAACUGCGGAUGCUGCAAUAUGCGCCAAAAUAGUGGAAAAGGAUUGCAACCUGUUGCCCACAAAGCGGUUACUCUGGAAAACGAAAUAUAUUUUUUAUUAAUUAA
Molecule: messenger RNA, 1513 nt
Organism: Nylanderia fulva
Lineage: Eukaryota; Metazoa; Arthropoda; Insecta; Hymenoptera; Formicidae
Gene: BckdhB
Product: Branched chain keto acid dehydrogenase E1 subunit beta
Biological process (GO): response to nutrient; branched-chain amino acid catabolic process
Cellular component (GO): oxoglutarate dehydrogenase complex
Source: RefSeq, a predicted model, not a curated record